ACCGAAGCUUACACGCGAAGAAAAGGACGAUAUUUUAAAUGUCCCAUAAAAUGAAGUAAAAGAAAUAUCAAAAGAAUUUUUAUUAUUAAAGCGAUUUGAACAUAAAUUAUAAAGUUGCAGGGCGCGUUCAGUGUGCGUGACGGCUGCUCGGUAUAUGUAUUGAUGGCCGAUCAGUAGAUUCGGGUAAUUUAACAGCGAGGCCGUUUGAAUUGAGAUAUCAUGUCCGCCUUUGAUUAAUACCGCUAGUUACAUCUUAUUUCCGAAAAGGAAACGAAUAGUUAGAAGAAAACGAGGCUACGUGUCUCCUUCAUGGGCUUUAUUUCGCCGCAGUAGACGGUUAGUUCGCUUCUUCCGCGAUAAUAGUGGUAGAGUGUAGCUGGACUGGAGAAAAACAUCUGCCCCUUCAUGAUAAAUCAUUAAUUUAACUGUCUUGAUUCGAUUUUCCGACGAAUUUCUGCAAAAGACGUCGUUAAUUAUUCAUACAAAACGGUUUGGAGAUAUAAGUGUUUAAUCUAAGACUAGGAUGUACCAAUUAUGGCUAAAAUGAUUGCGGCGUUUUGAUUGGUUGUGACGUGUGAAGCAGGUGACGUGAACAUGACGGCACGCGCGUUGUUACGGUAGCCUGGAGUCCGAUAUACCACGUGACCGAGGCAUACGAUAAGCUAAAGCCUGAUAUACCGUGACCAAUUGCAGGCGACAGGCCAAAGAAAAACCAAACUGGCAACAUUACCGCAGACUGAGAGAGCAGGAGAGAAGAAAAAGUUCUAUACGAUAUUUCACAUGUGCUAGUGGAGACAAUGCCACACACAGGUCAGACAGGGGUCAACCAACUUGGGGGUGUAUUUGUCAAUGGCAGACCACUUCCAGAACACGUCAGGCGCCGAAUCGUCGAGCUUGCGCACAUGGGAGUCAGGCCGUGUGACAUUUCCCGCCAACUUUUGGUUUCUCAUGGCUGUGUCAGCAAAAUUCUGACGAGAUACUACGAGACUGGAUCCAUCAAACCGGGGUCGAUAGGCGGAAGUAAACCAAAGCAAGUCGCCACGCCCUACAUCAUCAAGCGUAUAUUGGACAUCAAACGUCAACAUCCGGGAAGUUUUGCGUGGGAAAUCCGUGAUCAGCUCCUGACGCUUGGAAUCUGUGACGAGCAGACCAUUCCCAGCGUUAGUUCCAUAAAUAGAAUCCUCAGAAAUUCCGGAACUUUCUCCCUUGGAUAUCAUGCGGAUGACAUCUUGGGAUACCAGUCCAUCUAUGGUCGCUACCAAGGAGUUCCGGGUAUGUUGGCGACAUCUUGUGCAGAGACAAAUAGCUUAUCAUUGGCUGUUCCGGGUCUAUCAUAUCCCAGACUGGUGGAACAAAUCAAUGAUGACGGCAAAGGAUCCAAGGAAACCGAAACUGAUGACGAGAAUGUGACAGCAGCAACAUCAAAAGAGAAGGAAUCAAAGGACAACAAAGGUGAAGACGAAUUUAAGAUCGAGGAGAGAUUCCCCAGCCUUCUGGGGAAAGUGAAGACUGCGCAUGCUCUGAAUAAAUCAGGCAGAGGCAGCAAUGCGAGGGAUUUUCUGGAUAACAUCUCCGAUGAAGAUACGCCAUGUAAAAGAGAUCAGUCGGUUGUGAAGGAAAGAUCCAAGGAAAAGUUUGAGGACAGUCCAAGAGUUGAUAUGGAUAUUCUCAAAAACAAAACUCUCCAAGAUACUUACUUCUCAAAAUGUUUAACAUCCAUGAGCUCUAAAGCUGUGAGGGAACCAUCACCGAGCGGUACACUUUACCAUCCAUACGCGAGAUACAGCACAUCGUCACGUGGUCAUGACAUAACUCCUUACGUCAUCCCAAGAUUGUGUAUGUUCCCAGAAAGAUUUUCUCCCUAUGCACAUUCGCUUUUUUCUCCUGCGGAUUCUAGACACUCGUCCCUCAGUCGAAGUAUUGAGCCGCAUUUGUUUAAGCAUAGCUCGCUAAAGUAGUGUAUGAUACAUAGUUCAUGUGAUGAAAUUUGUGUCAAAAGUUGUCAAAUAAACCUGUUCUGUGUCAAAUAGAUUUUGGAAAAUAAAAUGGAAAAUAAG
Molecule: messenger RNA, 2057 nt
Organism: Ostrea edulis (European flat oyster)
Lineage: Eukaryota; Metazoa; Mollusca; Bivalvia; Ostreida; Ostreidae
Product: paired box protein Pax-8-like
Exons: 5
Coding region: 798-1958 (386 amino acids)
Biological process (GO): anatomical structure development; regulation of transcription by RNA polymerase II
Molecular function (GO): RNA polymerase II cis-regulatory region sequence-specific DNA binding; DNA-binding transcription factor activity, RNA polymerase II-specific
Source: RefSeq, a predicted model, not a curated record